GUUUCAGAAAAUCUCAAAUUCCGUUUCAGCAUGUCAGAAAACAGAAAUUCCGUUUCCCCAUAGACUUUGUACACACGGAAAAGUGACAAUUCCGUUUACACAUUGAAUAGCAAAAUCACAACACGUACACUCGCACUGGUCAAAAUUUGUAUCUGCUACUGUACCAACAACACAAUAGAAUCCGUUCUAAUCGGAUCUAUGCGGGUGCAUAAAAUAUUUUUAUAAACCCAUUUAGCAUGCAUACAUCCUCACCUUUCACAUUAUUAGCAUUAUUUUACGGUGAAAUGAUAUUUCCUCGAUAAUUUUGGGUUUUUUUGGACAUCGUUAUCAUCAGUAAACGGCUUUUGCCAAUCCGCCAUCUUGGAUUUUAAGACCACGAUAUCGUGCUGUUACAUCUUCUAAUGUAGAGGACAGCAACACACGACCGUGUAGUUGAACGAUAUGUGUGCAUGUGAAGCCCAACCCGGCCGGCCGGGCGCCUGGUACGGUUGCGGGGUACAAUCGAGUGUGGUGAUGUCAAGUGCAGUCAUGAUGUGUGAAUUGUCAUGAUAGUAGCGAAGUGAGAUCGUGUUUUCUGGGGUUUUGUGGCCAUUUAAUAUUCUCAUUUUGUUGUGAUUUUGGAGUAAUUUUUGUUGCUAUUCUGUGUAUUUUGAGGGAAAAUACGUUUUCCGUGAUUUUCCGUUUGAAAUGCCACUUUCCGUUUCAAAAGGCCCUUUCCGUGAAUUCCGUCCAUUUUCCGCGAUCGCGGAAAAUCACUGUCCCUACACAGUUUCACACAGGCCGACUUGACUUAUCAGCAAAUUUCUCCACCAGAACAGAAGUUGUACGCUAAAGACCAUAUCUGGAGGCAGAAAGUUCAUUCACCUGUCAUUGUGCCGACAUCAAUCGAGUGCGCUAGUGAAUAUAAACAUAUCAGGUUUCAUAACAUAAUUAUUCAAGUCAUGAAAAUAGACGGUGAACUAGGGGGAAUCGAGGUCACUGACUCUAAAUUUUAGCAUUCUCCCUGUAACUGCAGUAUAAUGUUAUGUCCUGCAGGGCUGGGGUAAGUGAAAAAAAAAAAGUCCCCUUAAACAGGGACAAUCUCAAUCAAGACAUGAUUUGUCUUGGUUUAUGAGGAUAUCCUUGUUUUCUGGAACAAAACCAAUUUUUGGAUCAGCGCCUCUACGAAUGACAAGUCUCUCAUUCUCACACUUGGAAUAGAUCUAGAUCUACCUCAGGCUGAGGUAGUUCAUCAGACAUUGCCAGUAAUGUAGACCUGUAGGCAGGCUCAGCCUCAGGUUUGUUCGUGAAAAUCUAGAGUAACCUGCCCAGAAAUGGACAAGUUAAACCUUUUUGCAAUAUUUUUGUUCUAAAAUGUCUUAUAACAAAAUAAAAUUUGCAUCAGUAUUUGUUGAAUAAAUUUUUAAUUGCAAUGUUUACUCUCCGUUCGACAUAGCGCAUUGCUUGUUCAAAUGUCAAUGCAUGCACGUGCCGCUGAAUUGCACCAAAUCAAAUGCGAUAUGAAACCCCAAAGUUACAGUGGCCAUUAUUCGCUCCCGCAUUAAACUCAGACCCCAUGUCUAAUUCCAUGUUUUUCGUAAAAUGGAUUAAUCUGGUCAAUUAAUUACUCUAAAAAGAUAAAUUAAAAGUCCAUUCUUGGUCUUGAAAGAUCAACACUUUACAGUAAGUGACUUCAAACACAUUUCCAACACAAAAAUGAGUACAUGGGACUCUACUGUGUAUUUUGAAAUCAUGCGGCGGCGAUCUUUCAGGACCAAGAUUGAACUGUUAAUUUAUCUUUUUAUUUUCAGUAAUUGACCAGAUAAAACCACUUUUUAGAAAAUUUCGACUUUGGAUGGAAGAAUAUUUCAUAUUUGGAAUAUGAAUUUUCUAGUAUAAUUAGCAUAGCUCUGAAAGCAGGUUUGUUGUAUCCUGUUUCAACUUUCCGGAUUAAUUAUUUCCCGAAUGUGAUCAGGGUGCAUGCGUUGCUUUGCUUUGACUCUUUUUAUCUUUCCUGUUCUUUAGAAAUUCUUCUUGUACAUGUAUUUCUGCCCUUAUUCUUUCAUAUCUUUUUUAUUUCUUUUAUAUUAUUAUGCACGUUUUGGAAGGUGAAAAAUAUAUUUUACCAUUACUUUGUCAGUUAUGAGUAAGGAAUUUAAUGUUUAUGUCUUGUCUAUUUUUUUUUCUUUAAUACAAAACGAUUAUUGAUUACAAUUACGAUCGAUUACGGCCAUACUAAUUUAACCACACUUUUACACCAAGUUUAGCUUCAAAUGUUCUCUUAUUUUUUAAGACAAAAAUUCAUGUGUAAACAAAUUAUGAAAUUGAUAGCAAUUGAAUAAAAUACUAGGCCGAACCUUUCCUAGUGGAUUUUUAACUUAUUUUGUGUGGAAUUCUUAUUGUGCACAAUCACUUACCAAUCAAAUGUUUGAAUAAUUGUAUACUUAUAUUUAUUUUGCCCCUUCCUAAACUUUGUUCAGUGAAACUUGGUGGAAUUAAUGUGCCUGAAUUUUUGUCCUUACCAAACCACUGACUGGACCAAGCCCUUGUGUACGGUUCUUCUUGUGUACGGCAAACUUUCGUUUUGUUUGGCGGUUAGGCCACAGAACUUUAUUGAGGAUAAAAAGACUAAAAAUGUGUUUUGGCCCUUAAUCCUUAUUUUUCUAUUUUAAAUUCUCUAUUGGCAGGAUGUUGCAAAGGUUUUAUCAAGAUUAUUUUCUGAUGUGAUGCUUUAAUGCAGUUGUUCAGUAAUUAAUACAAUGCCGGUUGGUAAUGCAAUCACUCACUAUACCUGACUCUGUUGUAGAGUAAAGCACCCAAAUUUGACUUGUGCUGAGAUAAUAAUAAUAAUAAUAUAGGGUAUUUAUAUUGCGCACAUAUCCACCUUGUUAGGUGCUCAAGGCGCUCCUAUAUUACCCGGCUAAGCUAGGCGUUCAUAGCGCACACAGCUUUUUAAGGAAUUACUUCCUACCGGUACCCAUUUACCUCACCUGGGUUGAGUGCAGCACACUGUGGAUCAGUUUCUUGCUGAAGGAAAUUACGCCAUGGCUGGGAUUCGAACCCACGACCCUCUGUUUCAAAGUCCGAAGACUAAUCCACUGGGCCACAACGCUCCAUUUGACCACCAAGAUCAUUUUCAUAUUAAAGCCAGCACAUCAAUCACUACAAUUCAUCAAACUAAUUGCCCAUUGACUGCAUUCAUUGGAUAACCAAGCUCCUCAAACCUCACAGCGAUUCGUAGACCGCUGAUUGAUUAAUCACGCAGAUCACAUCAAUUGCAUGUGAUCACCUACAGUAAGUGCAAAAGGUAUGCAAAGUUAGCAAUAUAUCCGGCCACCUUUCCUACACAUGAAAUGGUCUUUGCAUGUGAUCGGAUUGCUUUUAAGUAUCAAUAAAAUCAUCUUUGUUGGUUUUCCUCUUACGGUCUUCGUCUUCACAAUUGUACCAAAUGUUUCCAGUAUAUAAUUCUUUUUGUGUGUGUGUGGUUGCAGGUACCUGAUAGACAGCAAGUGGUUCAAACAGUGGAAGAAAUUUGUUGGAUAUGAUAGCUGGGAUGUCUAUAACAUGGGCAAUGAUGCCUGUAACCCAGGGCCAGUGGACAACUCUGGGAUCUUUGUAGAGGGUGAUGUAGGUAACUUGAAGGAGCAUUUGAUUGAUGAGCUUGACUUUGUUUUGGUUCCUACCGAAGCAUGGGAUACACUGACUGCAUGGUAUGGUGCUGUUAAGGAUCAGCCUCCAGUGCACAGGAAGGUUGUUGAGUAUGGCAUGUUUGUCAAACACUGUAAGGUGGAGGUUUAUUUGAUGGAGCUCAAGCUAUGUGAAAACAGCAAUCUAGACAACAUGGUGCCUCAAAAGUUUAGUAAAGCUGACACUAUUGAAACUAUUGAAAAGGAAAUGAAAAGACUAUUCAAUAUUGAAAAUGAAAAGGAGACAAGGAUAUGGAAUAAGUACAUGAGCAAUACGUAUGAGCAAUUAAGUAAGAAAGAGAAUACAGUUCAAGAUGCUGGGCUGUAUCAAGGACAGGUCCUUGUGAUAGAGCAAAAAAAUGAAGAUGGUACAUGGCCAAGGCAACCAGCAAGCAAUAACAGCACUACCAAUAGUUCAUAUAAAGAUAGUUCUAGUAGUACAUCAACUAAUAGUAGUAGAUACAUAACAAACUCAACGGGAAGAAGUUCAUAUAGCUACCCAUCAUACAGCAGUACCAGUAGUUCUGAUUAUGGUCGCUCUAUCAAGCCAUCAGUCCAGGAAGGUUUAUGUGGUCUUGGUAACUUGGGCAACACAUGUUUUAUGAACUCUGCCUUACAGUGUAUGAGCAAUGUUCCUCCUCUCACUAGAUACUUCCUUUCGAAUGAGCAUAAGAAAGAAUUGAAUUAUGACAAUCCCCUUGGUAUGCAUGGAGAGAUAGCUAAAGCCUAUGCAGAUCUCAUCCAACAGAUGUGGUCUGGUCUCAACUCAUACCUCAUACCAAGGAACUUCAAGAUGCAAGUUGGUAGAUUUGCCCCUCAGUUCUCUGGUUACCAGCAGCACGACUCCCAAGAAUUAUUAGCUUUCUUAUGUGAUGGUUUACAUGAAGAUCUUAAUAGAAUACAGAAGAAACCUUAUGUUGAGCUUCGAGACAGCGAUGGAAGGCCAGAUGAGGUUGUUGCUGACGAGGCAUGGGCAAAUCAUCUGAAACGAAAUGACUCAAUAAUUGUUGACCUCUUCCACGGCCAAUUCAAGUCGACAUUAGUUUGUCCUGAAUGUCAGAAGAUAUCUGUGACCUUUGACCCUUUCAGUUUCCUUAGUUUACCCCUCCCUACCAAGAAAGAGAGGACAAUGGAGGUGUUUCUCAUCAGACUAGAUCCGAAAUCAAAACCACUCCAGAUGAAAGUAGUUGUACCAAAGCAUGGUAUGGUGUAUGACCUGUGCAAAGCAAUAUCCAAAGUAUCACAGAUCUCCCCAGACAAGAUGGCAGUUACAGAUGUCUACAAUCAUAGAUUCCAUAAAGUGUUUGCGCCCAAUGAUAGGGUGGAAAGCAUCACAGAAAGAGAUGAUAUCUUUGUCUAUGAGGUUCCAGUGAACAGUGCUGAUGAUCCAGAUACCAUCAUUAUACCUGUCUAUCUCAGGGAAAGAAAUUGUAAGAGAGGAAGCUUCAGCUAUUCAUCUAGUAGCUAUUCAUUGUUUGGUCAACCUAUGCUGAUUGCAGUACCUCGUAAACAUACUACAUACCAAGAUCUAUACCAGAUCAUCAUCAAUAAAAUGAGUUAA
This is a messenger RNA of Lytechinus pictus (painted urchin), 5226 nucleotides long. Its product is annotated as ubiquitin carboxyl-terminal hydrolase 15-like. Bases 3544 to 5226 code for a protein of 560 amino acids. Gene Ontology annotation, biological process: protein deubiquitination. Gene Ontology annotation, molecular function: cysteine-type deubiquitinase activity. Lineage: Eukaryota; Metazoa; Echinodermata; Echinoidea; Temnopleuroida; Toxopneustidae. The record is from RefSeq and is a predicted model, not a curated record. The transcript is spliced from 14 exons.